Messenger RNA from Pseudoliparis swirei, 1254 nucleotides. RefSeq names its product ras-related protein Rab-37-like. The record is from RefSeq and is a predicted model, not a curated record. Bases 24 to 773 code for a protein of 249 amino acids. Gene Ontology annotation, cellular component: Golgi apparatus; endosome. Gene Ontology annotation, molecular function: GTPase activity; GTP binding. The transcript is spliced from 9 exons. NCBI's taxonomy places the organism in Eukaryota, Metazoa, Chordata, Actinopteri, Perciformes, Liparidae.
GUGAGAAGACAGAGCCCGCGCGCAUGGAGGACCACAGGAUGGAGCGGAUGGAGUCGAUGGAGCCGAUCUCUGCGCACUACACCACGGCGUACCCGGAGAUCCACCCCGACGGCGGGUACGAGUCCAGAGAGCCCGCGGACAGCCAGGCGAAGACCCCGCCGGCUCCGGCGUACGACGAGGACUUCGUGCACAAGGCGAUCCUGGUCGGGGACAGCGGCGUGGGGAAGACCUCACUGUUGGUGCAGUUCGAUCAGGGGAAGUUCAUCCCCGGAUCCUUCUCUGCUACCGUGGGCAUCGGAUUCACGAAUAAAGUGGUGACUGUUGACGACGUAAAGGUCCAACUCCAGAUUUGGGACACGGCGGGACAGGAGAGGUUCAGGAGUGUGACACAUGCGUAUUACAGAGAUGCUCACGCUUUGCUCCUCCUGUAUGACAUCACCAGCAAAACCUCCUUUGACAACAUCAGGGCAUGGCUAACAGAGAUCCAUGAGUAUGCACAGAGCGACGUCGUCAUCAUGUUGCUGGGCAACAAGGCUGACAUGAGCAGUGCCAGAGCCAUCCGGAGAGACGAGGGGGAGAGACUGGCCAGAGAGUACUCGGUUCCUUUCAUGGAGACAAGUGCCAAGACGGGGGUGAACGUGGAGCUGGCCUUCACCGCUGUUUCCAAGGAGCUGAAGCACCGGGCCGCCCAGCAGCCCAACGAACCCAAGUUCCAGAUUCACGAAUACAUUGAAACGCAGAAGGAGAAGUCGGGCUGCUGCAGCUUCUCCUGAAACUCCUCGCCCGAGACUUCUGAAGCUCCUCCCCCAAGCCCUCUGAAGCUCCUCCCCCUAGCCCUCUGGGAGGAUGCCCUCCCAAAAUAUGACGCCGCCAUUCACUGAAGACUAAAAGGACAAAACAAACAACGGACUCACUGAAGACACUUUUUUAAAUUAUUAUUUAGCCGCCGACAACGUUUACACGGCAAUUGUCUCACACACACACACACACACACACACGCACACAAAGCUCUCAUACACACACACAAAGAUCUUAAACACACACAUACACACACACACACAGGUCUCUCUCACAAACACACACAGGUCUCUCUCACACACAUACAGGUCUCUCACACGCACACACAUACAAGUCUCACACACACACAGGUCUCUCUCUCACACACACAGGUCUCUCACACGCACACACAUACAAGUCUCACACACACACAGGUCUCUCUCACACACACACACAGGUCUCUCUCACAAACACACA